Neoarthrinium moseri is the source of this 1821-nucleotide messenger RNA. RefSeq lists its product as uncharacterized. Bases 1 to 1821 code for a protein of 606 amino acids. The record is from RefSeq and is a predicted model, not a curated record. The transcript is spliced from 3 exons. Gene Ontology annotation, cellular component: endoplasmic reticulum. Lineage: Eukaryota; Fungi; Ascomycota; Sordariomycetes; Amphisphaeriales; Apiosporaceae. Gene Ontology annotation, molecular function: dolichyl pyrophosphate Glc2Man9GlcNAc2 alpha-1,2-glucosyltransferase activity. Gene Ontology annotation, biological process: protein N-linked glycosylation; dolichol-linked oligosaccharide biosynthetic process.
AUGUCUCCCGUCAAUGAGCAUAUCGACUUCCUACUUACUCCCAAUGUCUUGCGCGCCACGGUAGGAGCUGCAGUGCUCGGACUCACACUGUGCACUCAUCUCGCGACAACCAAAGCCACGGGACAAACGCUCUGGGGCUCUACCAAACAAUGCGUACAGACCUACACCCUACCUGUGCUUAUACCGGCUUGUUUGGGAUGGCUGUGGCUACAGCUGGUCAACAAGACUGUCCCCGAGCCUUACUUGGACGAGUUCUUCCACAUACCCCAAGCACAAGUCUACUGUGAGGGCAGAUACUUCGACUGGGAUGACAAGAUCACGACACCCCCGGGAUUAUAUGUCCUGAGUAUUAUUUGGGCACGCCUCGCUGGAUAUACCGGCUGUUCAGCCGACACACUCAGGGGUUUCAAUGUAUUCGUGAUUUCUUGCACCGCUGCCGUGGCAGGGGCGUGCCGCUCUGCCAUCGAAGAUUCCCAGCCCGGACGGCAGUCGAGCUCGGCCUACUCCCUGCACACGGCUGUCAACAUCUCCCUCUUCCCGGUGCUCUUCUUCUUCUCCGGACUGUACUACACAGAUGUCUUGUCAACUUGCGUCGUCCUCCUAUGCUACCUCAACCACCUCGGCAGGACGGGGCAGGAAUCCAGCAGGCGGUCUGUCUUGAAUGAUCUGUAUACCGUCUUCCUCGGCGUGCUGGCGCUAUUCAUGCGCCAGACCAAUGUUUUCUGGGUCGUUGUGUACAUGGGCGGCCUUGAGGCAAUUCAGGCAAUCCGAGACCUGCCUGUGAGUCACAAAGAACCCAGGAUGGACACUUGGAUAGACCACGUGAAGCUCUUCACCUCCAGGUCGUCCAGCGGGGCCAUUCACGAUCCUUCCCUCGACGAGGCAUGGCCCGAAGACCUGGUGCUCUGCGUUGUCAGCAUCGGCAUCGCAGCCAUUGCCAAUUUGGGCACUGUGUUGAAACGGGUGUAUACGCACAUCAUCACCAUGGCUCUGUUCGCCGGCUUCGUGGCGUGGAACGGCGGCGUGGUGCUGGGCGACAAGUCCAACCACGUGGCGACGCUGCACCUGGCCCAGAUGCUAUACAUAUGGCCCCUGUUCGCCUUCUUCUCGGCACCGCUCUUUCUGCCGCAGGCGCUUCAUGUCCUACAGGGUCUGUUCGGCCGCUUGUCCUCUAAGCCAGCAAAGGUACCAACAAAGAAGGGCCAGAAGCAGGAGCAGCCAGCAAAGCACAACUACCUGGGGAUCGGCCUGUCUGCAGUCCUCCUCGUCCUCAGCCUCGGCAUAGCCGCCGUCAUCGUCCGCUUCAACACCAUCAUCCACCCCUUCACCUUGGCCGACAACCGCCACUACAUGUUCUACAUCUUCCGGUACACGGUCCUGAAGGGCAACACCGUUCGGCUGGCCCUGGCCCCGGUCUACGUGCUCUCCGCGGUCCUCAGCUGGACGGCGCUCUACCGCCUCGCGCCGGCGACGAGCAAGACCUCCAAGACAGGAGCCCCCGCCCGCCGUUUGUCGUCUUCGACGUCUCCACGGGCUUCCACCGUCAUCCUGCUUCUCCUGACCACAACUCUCAGCCUCGUCACCGCCCCGCUGGUCGAACCCCGGUACUUUAUCCUACCUUGGGUGUUUUGGCGGCUGCUUGUGCCGCAGCGCAUGAACGCGCGCAGGACGGCCCUUGACUGGGUGCUCGGCCUCGAGACCAUAUGGUUCCUGGCCGUAAAUGCCGCCACCAUGUAUAUAUUCCUCACCCGGCCGUUCUACUGGAGGUCUGAGGACGGCACGGUGUUGGACGGAGGCAACGUGCAGCGGUUCAUGUGGUGA